AUGUCGAAUGAGGGAAAUGGCCUAGCGACUACAACAUGCUGUCUUCAUUGGUUUCAUUUUCCAUGCUUUGGUACCAAGAACACAGCUAAUCAUCACAAACAUGCUGAAAUAUCACCUCUUCGUAAGGCAGAAAUAUCACAGCUACCAGUUGCAAUUAAAGCAGAUAAUGCUAAACGAAAUGCACUUCCACCAGGCUUACGAUUUGAUCACAAACUGGAAAUGGUGCUACCCGAGGGAAUUAAUGAAAGUGAAAGUACAAAGGACCCACGUUCGAAGCGAACCAAAAUGUAUUCUGGAUAUUGCUUACGACCAUUUCCAGCUGCUCGAGGCAAUUAUGCCGUUGAUUACUCCAGAAAAACAAACAUUAAAUUACGAAAAGAGAUAUCGCAAGGUGAUCAGGAAGAUGCAUUUCUGCUGCAUAUCGUAGAAGGCUAUAGUUCAACAACGCUACCAACAAAACGUGCUGGUAACGGAACGCAAUCUUCAUCCGUCCACGAAUAUGAUGCACCACAGUUAAUUGUCGCUGAAAAUGAAAAAAUGUUUGUGGAAGAAAUGAUCGGUGAUCAAGUGGUUGUCAAAGAAAAGUGAGUAUUGAGAUAAUAAAAAUUGGUG
This is a messenger RNA of Loa loa (African eye worm), 612 nucleotides long. RefSeq lists its product as hypothetical. The record is from RefSeq and is a predicted model, not a curated record. The transcript has 4 exons. NCBI's taxonomy places the organism in Eukaryota, Metazoa, Nematoda, Chromadorea, Rhabditida, Onchocercidae. Bases 1 to 588 code for a protein of 195 amino acids.